AUGAUCAUCCAGUUGAUCCUUGUUUGCAGUCUCUUCUAUAGUUGGCUCUCUCAGACGGCUAGUGCUUGGACUAUCAACCGAUAUCUAUUCUCCGGUAGAAGAAUAACGUCACUUUCUUCGGCAGCCUUUGAUUUCUCCUCUCCUGCCGAAUGGGACAAAUUUUAUCAGACCGAAGAGGAAACCAAUCAAGAGCACGUGGAAUGGCACUCUAGCAUUCCUUUGGAAACGAUAGCAUCCUAUGUUACACCAGAUAGUAAAUGUCUGAUACCAGGAUGUGGGAAUUCCAGGCUUCCUGAUGUACUCUUGGCGUCAGUACCUGGAAUCCGAAUUUCCUUGCAAGAUUCCUCAACUAUUUGCAUGUCCCAAAUGGAGAAAAAGUAUGGAUCAUCGAUCGAAGGAUAUUACUGCGGGGAUGCAACCAAACUACAAGAUCAGUUCCCGUCGAUGGAAGAAAAGUUUGACACGAUCCUUGACAAGGGACUUUCGGAUGCUCUAUUUUGCAAUGAAGCCUGGGAUUAUUGGAUCUCUAGCCUGCUACGAGGUGCUUGUAAGAUCCUAAAAGAAGAGACUGGGAUAUACUUGCUCAUUAGCUACAAACUACCAAAAUCGACGCAAGAGUUUCUACAAGAAUUGGGAGCGGAGAUUGGGCUCGAGUGGACCUUUGACGUACUGGAAUAUUCCAACAACCGAGUCGGCCUUUCCAUGGCUAAAAAGGCAUAA
Molecule: messenger RNA, 720 nt
Organism: Cylindrotheca closterium
Lineage: Eukaryota; Bacillariophyta; Bacillariophyceae; Bacillariales; Bacillariaceae
Source: the annotation of a GenBank genome assembly